GCUCUGUAGGAGGCGGCCUGAGGACGGGUGAAGGAAGAGGUAACCAGGGGCAGAGCGAGCAUGGCCAAGGUAGACACACUCAAUGGCCUUGGAGGCGAGCUUUCCUGCCUGCCGAGAGCGGUCAGGUGGGGGGAUGAGGACAUAUGCCUUGCAACCCCAGAUACGGAGAAUGGCAGCAUCUGGCUUGGUGCUAGCCCAGAGCUCAGUGGGAGUGACAGACUGGCGUUGAGGAUUACACCCGAGACGCGUAGAGAGCGGGCGGAGGGCGUGGCCCCAAGCCAGAGAGUGGUAGGUCUGGUGUCGGGCCGGUGGGGAUGCGGAUAAUGAUUGUAGAGGAGUGCCGCAUGGAAGAGGGCAUAUCCGCAGAGUGACCGUGGUGCGUUGGCGUGACUGAGGAGGCAGCGAGCAAUUUGAACCAAGGUGUGGUUGCGGCUCUCUGCAAUGCCGUUCUGCUGCGGGCUUUCGGGGAGCGUGAAGGUUUGCCGAAUCGGUUGGGCCGCGCAGCAGUUAUCGAGUUUGCCAUUGCGAAAUUCUCCCCCGCCAUCAGAAUGGAGGCACUUCAGAGGAGUGCCGAACGUGACUUGAGCCUGGCGCACCCAUGCCAUGAUGACGUCAGGUGCCAUGCAUAAACCAUCAAGGUAUGCAAUGCAUCAACUAGGCACCCCAUGCAUCAACCAAGCAUUCCAUGCAUCAACUAGGCAUGCCAUGCAUCAUCCAACGGAGCAUAAAAUGCAUCAACCAACCUGGCAUGCCAUGCAUCAACCAACCAGGCAUGCCUUGCGUCCAUUAAGCAUGCCAUGCAUCAACCAGGCCUGUCGUACAUCAACCAGGCAUGCCAUGACAUCGAGCACAUUCCAACGAGCCAAGAAUUGUUGGAAUCGGAGCACAUAUGAAGAAGUUCCGAUGAAAUGUUUGAUGGAUUUGUUACAACUCAUUGGAAGUCCUUGGCAGUUGCUACACCAAAGUUGGAGAGCCCUAUAACGAGGAGGGACCAGCAUGUGUGGGACUUUUGUCCUCACCUUGCAGCUGCAGCAUUUGGGGGUUGGAGGCCAACCUGGCACAGUGUGAAUUUUGUCUUGCCAGUCUGGUUGAAUUUGAAGAUGGGGAGUCAAGAAUUUGACUCUUGACAUGUUCUUGACCAUGGGCCUGCAGGGUCCUUCCCUUUCAUCCUUCCCUUCCAUCCCCACCUUCCAACUGUGCUUCAAUGCCUUUUCUAUCAUGCCUUUGAACUUCAAAGAUAGCCUGGAUCCACUUGGCAGCAUCGGGGCAGGUGAUGGCCUCAAGGAAGUUGGACAGAGUGAAUCUGGUGGGAGCGGUAGCAAUGCCAAGGAUGAGGAGGCCAAGGAAGCCCGGCGGCUAUGCCAUGCAAGGGACAUGGAGGGAUCGAGGGCGUGGCAAUCGCGGUCGCUCCUACUACAACCAAGGUGGUCGCGGGACUUGGAACCAGCGGGGGCGUGGUGGCGCUGGUGCAAGAGGAAGAGUGGCACAGCUGUUGCAAGGGCUGGAGAGGAACUGCACCCGCUUGAUAUGUGGGUCAUGGACUCUGGUGCUGCAUGGACAAUGACACCACGCAAGGACUUGCUGGAUGCUGUGCGAGCGCCUCCAAUCUCCGAAGUGCGCUCAGCAUCCGGACAUGCAGUGAAGGUCGCUGGAGUUGGUCGAGCUGCAUUCAGAGCACCUGAUGGUGGACUGGUCGUGCUUAAGGACGAAGAAGCAGUAAAGGGGCUCAAGCUUUCUGGGCAACCAAAUGAUACCAAGUGCGAGACAUGUCUGCUGAGCAAGUUCACACGGUUCCCCUUUCACGGCGUAGCUGGGAAAAGCAAGGCAGCACUGGAACUGGUGCACAUGGACCUGGUAGGACCUUUUCCAGUCCGAGGAAGGCUGGGGAACUCCAUGUGGCCUCAUGCGGUGAGGCAUGCUACAGUGGCAAGGAACCGCGUACUCACAAAGGUGGCUGAUGAUAUGUGGGUACCGCUGGAGAGGUGGCUUGGAAAGAAGCCUCCAGUGGACAUGCUCAGAGUGUUCGGAUGCAUGGCAGUGGCGCAUGUCCCUAAACCGUACAGGACAAAGCUUGGAGCAUCUGCACUGUGGUGUGUGCACCUUGGACUUGCGGCAGAGAGCAAGGGGUGGCUACUCUGGGAGCCCUCGAAGAAUGUGCUGUUUGACAGUCGGGAUGUCAAAUUUGUGGAGAACAUCAUGUAUGGCAAGUGGGAGAAGCAGCCUGAGGCAAGGGUCACCCAGCAGCUGGAAGAGAUCACUAUGCACUUCGAUUUGAACAGUACAUCAACACCUUGGCUGAGAAGUACUCUCUGCAGGAAGAACGGGAAGUGGUUACACCUUUGCCUUCCGAGUUCAAACUCAUAAAGGCAGCUGAAGGAGAAGGAGUUGAAAGUGAAGACCAGAGGC
This is a messenger RNA of Closterium sp. NIES-67, 2406 nucleotides long. The record is from the annotation of a GenBank genome assembly. Lineage: Eukaryota; Viridiplantae; Streptophyta; Zygnematophyceae; Desmidiales; Closteriaceae.